Molecule: messenger RNA, 10129 nt
Organism: Protopterus annectens (West African lungfish)
Lineage: Eukaryota; Metazoa; Chordata; Ceratodontiformes; Protopteridae
Gene: ZNF462
Product: zinc finger protein 462
Exons: 13
Coding region: 729-8600 (2623 amino acids)
Biological process (GO): regulation of gene expression
Cellular component (GO): nucleus
Source: RefSeq, a predicted model, not a curated record
UGCAUGGGAGGAGAGUGUCUUCUACAAAGCGCAAGCAGUAAUUACAGUUAUGACCCUUGGAGCUUUUCUGUGUUCUGGCCAAUGGAUUUUCUCAUCUCACCGAGGAUGAGCAUUUGCUCACUAACCGCAGCAAAAUACCUCGAAAAACUGGAAGAAACCUGGUUAUGAAAACAUCUAACCAACGAUGUUCUGAUAAAAAUAAAAUGUGAAAUGCAGUUCUGGAUUAAUGCCUUAUUUUCAUACUUCUCUUCCCUCUAUCACGUUUUCCUCCGCAAGAAAUGGAAGAAUGCAUCUUAAAAGGUUUGCUUUACAGCUAAGGAAAUGCUAUCUAGUAUAAUGACACCAGCUACUGAGCAGAAGUUGAUGCCUCCACGCUUAUUAAUUACUUGCAGUAAGUACUGCAAACUUUUCCGUCAUUAAUGUGCUGUGGAACAUAGUCAGGAGAAAGCAUUGUCCUUGCAGCAACCAUUCCUGCCGUUUGCAAAGGGCUUUUGCACCCCCUGGUGCUCUCGUGUUUGUCUUGUAGAUUGUCUUCCUUGUCUCUCUAGUUGCUCAUUAUUCAGAGAGAGAGAGAGAGAGACGGAUCUCAGGUCAUCUGCAGCUGCAGCAGCAAGGAGAAGCAGGAAAGAUGGCGAUCCUCCACUAGAUCAGUCAGACACAUGAGACAAACAACUUAAGAAGACCGCCAGCAACGGGGGCUCUCUAGUCACUCCUGACUGUUUUAAAAAAUGGAGGCACUCCAAUGUGAUGGUUGUGAUUUUCGGGCACCUUGUUACGAAGAUCUUAAGGCCCAUAUUCAGGAUGUCCAUACGGCUUUCUUGCAACCUACGGAUGUUGCAGAAGAAAAUAAUGUUAGCCAACCUAGACCACUCACUACAAAUUCUAGUAGCCAAGUGGAGGCUGGAUUUCCUCCUGUGAAAGAUGAAUUUGAACCUGCAGAGGAGAUGCCGGAGCAAACACCAGUUUUUUCUCCAUCAGAGCAAAGAGCAGUACAGACUGAAUCUGGACAUUAUUAUGGACAUAAUCCAAUGUUUUCCAGUCCACAUACCUCUCCGAAUCCUAAGCCUACCAAUAAGUUUUUCCAGUGCAAAUUUUGUAUCCGUUACUUCAGAUCUAAAAGUCUUCUCAUAGAACAUACAAGGAAGGUACAUGGUGGACAUACCGGAAGCUCUUUGUUGAGUGGAGGACAUUUAUCCACAGGCCCUGCUCCUGGUUCUGUUAACUAUAAUGUUUUUCUGCAUGAUGGGUUUGGGAAAGUGUUUUCAUGUCAGUUUUGUACAUACAAAUCUCCGAGACGUGCACGAAUAAUUAAACAUCAGAAGAUGUAUCAUAAAAGUAGCCUGAAAGAAACCUGUGUGCCUGCAUCUGAUUGUGAGCCUCUAGCCAUGACAGCACCACUACAAGAGACUUGUAAAGAAUUGCCUGCAGAAGUGGUGGAGAGAAGCAUCUUAGAAUCUAUGGUGAAGCCUUUAACAAAAUCAAGAGGUAACUUCUGCUGUGAAUGGUGUGGUUAUCAGACUCCAAGAAGGGAGCGGUGGUGUGAUCAUAUGAUGAAGAAACACAGAAAUAUGGUUAAGAUCAUGUCUUCUCUAAGGCAACAACAAGAUGGAGCACAUAUACCCGAACUGCAUUCACAGACGAAAAGCAUGCAGCAUUCAACACCAAACUCUAGCUAUUUAUCGAUGAACAUUUCAAACCGGGAGAUGGUCCAUGCUAACAUGUCGAACUUUAGAAGUAGCCCAGUUAGCUCUCAUAUGAAGCCCAGUCCUCCACCACCUCCUCCUCCUCCCCCUCCGCUGCCCCCUCCCCCCUCAGCACCUAGAUUUAAUCCUUAUUCUUACCCUCCAGUAAAACCCAAACCUCUCCAUAGUACUAGUUUACAGACAAUGGACAGAUCACCUUACAGUGGAGUACCUAGUACCCCAAAUUCAGCAACAGACAUUGAAACUAACAGUAUGUUGAACGACUCUAGUUCAGAUGAUGAACUUAAUGACUUAGAUGGAGAAAAUCACCUAAACUCCAUGGACCUUCAGUCAUCAGCUUUGUCUGGAGAGCUUUUUAUGGGAUGUGAAGAUGACAAGUUGCUUGAAACGAAGGGUAUCCCGUUCAGGAGAUUUAUGAACAGAUUCCAGUGCCCAUUUUGCUCUUUUCUCACAAUGCACCGUCGCAGUAUCUCUCGGCACAUAGAAAAUAUUCACUUGUCUGGAAAGACACCUGUAUACAAAUGUGAAGAAUGCCCUUUCACUUGCAAAAGUUCAAUAAAGCUUGGUCUUCACAAGCAGUGCCACACAAACAUGUCAUCCGAAUGGGAAGCAAUCAGUUCCCAGAAUGAAAGCCUGUCUUCCAUGAAUGACAGUGUGCAGUCAUAUGAUUUGGGAAGCAUGAACUCUGCAAUGAACUCUGCAUUGAAUGGCAGAAAGUCAGGGGUUAUAACAGAUUCUCUUCCACAUCCUUAUAGAUGCACCAUGUGUAACUAUUCUACAACCACACUAAAAGGUCUUAGAGUACAUCAACAACACAAACACUCAUUUUGUGAUAACAUGCCAAGCUUUGAGAACCUUGCAAAUACCUCACAGGAUGACUCCGAAUCCCAAUCAUCUUUAAGCAGUGUGCAGAAAACUCAGACAUCAAUUCUGGGGUUGUCUUCAAAAAAUAACUUUUUGCCAAAGCCUGUUAGGAAGGUAUCCAGUGAUUUCCCACUAGAUUUGUCUCCAGUGAAAAAGAGAACAAGGAUCGAUGAAAUAGCCAGCAAUCUUCAGAGUAAAAUCAACCAAAACAAACAGCAAGAAGAUUCCAUAAUUAAUGUUGAAGAUGUGGAAGAUGAAGACGAAGAUGAAGCAGAGGUUGAAGUGGAGUUGGAUAAAGAAGACCGUGCAGAACAUAUAGUGGAGGUUCCAAAUCGAGCUUUUCCUGUACAGCAGAUGUGGGUAAGAGAGAAAGAAAGGGACACUUCUACUACACAGCAGCCUCAAGGAAGUUACCGUGGUAUUUCUAAUGAAUUUAAUGCAAACAAUGGAGCAGAGAUUGAGCUCACGUUAUCGGAUGAUGAAGAGGAGUAUUAUAAUGCGGCGAGUAGCUCAAAAGAACCCCUUGGGUUUGGAAUGCAGACUGAGAACAGCCAGUCUGGAAGCAGCUCAAAAGAACUCCUUGGGUUUGGAAUGCAGACUGAGAACAGCCCGUCUGGCAUGUAUGGAACAAAUCAAGAUGCUGAUGGCUCAGAUUUUGGAGAAGAACUGGGAAGGCUUUACUAUUGCAAGCACUGUGAUUUCAGUAACAAAUCUGCUAGAAGUGUAAGCACUCACUAUCAGAGAAUGCAUCCUUAUAUCAAAUUUAGCUUUAGGUACAUAUUGGAUCCCAAUGACCACAGUGCAGUAUAUAGAUGCCUUGAAUGCUAUGUUGAUUACACAUUAUUUGAAGACUUGCAGCAACACUAUUCAGAACAUCAUCCAGAAGCUAUGAAUGUACUGAAUUUCAAUCAACCAGACCUCGUGUAUAGAUGCCGCUUUUGUUCCUACACUAGCCCAAAUGUUCGAAGUCUGAUGCCACAUUACCAAAGAAUGCAUCCAACUGUGAAAAUCAACAAUGCAAUGAUAUUUUCAAGUUAUACUGUUGAACAGCCUCACGGUAUAAAUUCUGAAUCACAGACGUUGAGAGAAAUCUUAAAUUCUGCACCUAAGAAUCUUGGAACAGUAGCACCUGCACCAGCUCGUUCUGCUGAACCUUCUAGCCCUCAUAACAGAAAUACUCCUAAGAAUGUAAGCAGCCCUGAACCAGAGUCGCAAAAGGAAUCAUCAGUUAAAAAUGUUGUAGUCUAUGAUUGUGAUGUCUGUAAAUUUGCAAGCCCUAACAUGCAUUCAGUUUUGGUGCACUAUCAAAAGAAACAUCCAGAACAGAAAGCAUCUUAUUUUAGGAUUCAGAAGACCAUGCGGGUGGUCUCACUGGACAGCUCUAUUAAUCCUCAGAUCUUCUUUGAAGACAAUACUCCAUCUCCUCCUCCUGCACCAGCACCUCCCCCAGCACCUGCUCCAGCACAAGACCAAGACCAAAAUUAUGAGCUUUAUUAUUGCAAACACUGUGUUUACAGUAAUCGUUCAGUUGUUGGAGUACUUGUACAUUAUCAGAAAAGGCACCCAGAAAUAAAAGUCACGGCAAAGUAUGUUAGGCAAGCACCUCCUACUCCGGCUCUUUUGAAACAGCUGGAAGAAAUGCAGAUUGCACAACCAAGACAGAUGUCUGCCCAAGGCUCAGAAAGAGGUGAUAAUCAAGAAAGUGAAAUGUUCUUUUGCAUGCACUGUGAUUAUGGCAAUCAGACUGUUAAAGGCGUCCUCAUUCAUUAUCAGAAAAAACACCGUGAUGUUAAAGCAACAUCGGAUAUGGUUCGGCAUCACACUGCUACUGUAAGGAGCAUGUGUGACCGUGGACUAAAAAGACAAAUGGGUCGAAUAGCGUCUCCAGCUUCAAAAAAUGAUCAUAACAAACCAAAAUUAAGAGCAUUAAGGUGCAGGCAGUGUUCUUAUACAUCACCAUAUAUUUAUGCACUUAGAAAACAUACUAAAAAAGAUCAUCCAGAGUUGAAAGCUACAGUAACAUCCAUUUUACGAUGGGCCUUUCUAGAUGGAAAAAUAGAGGCUGGCUACCACUGUGAAUGGUGCAUUUAUUCGCAUCCUGAACCUAAUGGCCUUCUAAUGCAUUACCAGAGACGACAUCCAGAACAUUAUGUUGACUUCACUUAUAUGGCCACCAAACUCUGGGCUGGUCCAGAUCCUUCUACAGGCACAUCAGAUACCAAAAACUACAAAUGUAGGGACUGCACUUUUGAGGCUUCUUCUAUCUGGGAUAUUACGAACCACUAUCAAGCUAUGCAUCCUUGGGUUAUAAGCAGAGAUGAAUCUGUGCUGCUUGAAAUUAUCAAGGGGAAGGAUGCUGCUGAAAAAGCCAGUGCAACAGUUGAAGAAGCAUGCGCUCAGGUGUCCGAAGAGAGAAAAGAGGAAACUAUUACUGAAAAAGUAGAAGUUGAAGAAGUAGUAAUAGGUGAAGCAGGUGCAGGGAUAGAGGAGGAAGAGGAGGAAGUUGACAUUUCAGACCAUCUUCAAGAAAAAUCCCAGCAGCUGCCUUCUGUUAACUCUUUAAUGUCCUCAUCUGCUUACCAGUGCACUGUUUGCCAAUCUGAGUACAACAACUUGCAUGGGCUGCUAACUCAUUAUGGGAAAAAACAUCCAGGUAUGAAGGUUAAAGCUGCAGAUUUUGCCCAGGAUAUAGACAUUAACCCAGGUGCAGUGUACAAAUGCAGGCACUGUCCGUAUAUUAACACUCGGAUACAUGGUGUUCUGACUCACUACCAGAAAAGACACCCAGCUAUAAAGGUCACUGCAGAAGAUUUUGUGCAUGAUAUUGAGCCAUCUUUGGAGGGACAUCUCAAUGAGAUAGAAGAAAAUAACAAAAUUUCGAAGCAAGGAUAUGGUGCUUAUCGGUGCAAAUUAUGCCCGUACACUCAUGGUACUCUUGAGAAACUGAAAAUUCAUUAUGAAAAAUACCACGGUCAGCCUGACAUAAAUAUGUUUGCACAGUCUCCAGUGAAGGCUACAAUGACUGAAGAAUCUGAAAGUAUUCCAGAAAGCAAACCACCUACAAUUUUAGAAGUAGAAUCAAUUGGAAGAAUGAUGCCACCAAUUUCACGUUUUUCAAGGGGAUCACACACAGUAUUCAGAUGCCAGCUCUGCAAGUAUUUCUGUUCCACAAGAAAGGGUAUUGCAAGGCAUUAUCGUAUUAAACACAACAAUGUUAGAGCACAGCCAGAAGACCAGACUAAUUUAUUCAAAUGCGCUUUGUGUACGUACACAAAUCCCAUCCGCAAAGGUCUGGCAGCUCAUUACCAGAAAAGACACGAUCUUGAUGCUUACUACACUCAUUGCUUAGCAGCAUCCAAAACAGUAAGUGAGAAGUCAAAUAAACUAAUCAUCUCUUCUGUAACACAGGAUAGUUCUCCAGAACUAAGUGAGGAGCUCAGGAGAGCAGUGGAAAGGAAAAAAUGCUCUCUGUGUUCAUUCCAGUCAUUCAAUAAAAAAGGCAUUAUAGCUCAUUACAUGAGGCGCCAUCCUGGAGUGUUUCCCAAAAAGCAACAAGCAAGUAAACUUGAAGGGUACUUCACUAUUGUCUAUUCUGAGGAAGUUGAAAAUGAAAGCUUUUCCUGUGGGAAGUCAACGGUGGAGGAAGACAAAGAGGUGGAGUUGCUUCCUUACAGGUGCAUCAAGUGUUUCAAGCUUUCCUUUAGUACCCCAGAACUCCUUUGCAUGCAUUACACUGACCACCACAGUAAGGACCUGAAACGAGAUUUCAUUGUUGUGAAUAACACUACUCGGUCCCAUGUAUAUUCUUAUCAGUGUAAGCACUGUGACAUGAAACUUCAGUCCCUGGAAGAGUUGACUUCCCAUUUAACUGACCACAAUGAGGAAUUUCAAAAAAGGGCAAAACGCCAAGAAAGAAGAAAACAGCUCCUGAACAAACAGAGAGCGCUGGAUAGUGCAACCUCUGAGUUUAGAAUGGAAAGGGCCAUUGGCCAUUAUGAUGAUGGAUUCAGAAGGGAUAAAAGAAUUGUGGGUUACAAGUGUAAGUUCUGUGUCGAAGUUCAUCCAACACUUCGUGCGAUCUGUAACCACCUUCGGAAACAUCUCAAGUAUGGAGAAGUUCCUCCUCAGGCUCCAUCAGAAAAGGAGGAAGAAGUGUUGAGAACCACAGAGAAGACAGCUUCUGAAAAGGAAGGAGAUGCCACUCAAGAUUCCAUCUGUGCAGCAGGAGAUGAUGAAAUAGGAAUGGAUGGAGAGGAGUUUGCUGCAGAAAAUGAAGUCCGACAAGGCGGCUAUCCCUGUACCCAGUGUGGUCGGGUUCUGAUGUCAAUGCAAGGGCUGCGCUCCCAUGAGAGAAGUCACUUGGCCGUAGCAAUGUUUGCUCGCGAAGACAAGUACAACUGCCAGUUUUGCCCAUUUGUCUCUGCAUUUAGACACAAUUUGGAUCGUCACAUGCAGACUCAUCAUGGGCAUCAUAAACCUUUCCGCUGCAAACUGUGCCCCUUUAAAUCUUCAUACAAUAGCAGGUUGAAAAGCCACACUCUUAAGGCUCAUAUAGGUGAACAUACCUACAAAUGCUCGUCCUGUUCAUUUUCCUCCAUGACCAUCAGCCAGUUAAAAGUACAUUCCUUGAAGGUCCAUAGGAAAGCACUAAUCCUACCAAAGCCUCGUAUGAUCGGUCCUGCUUCCAUGGAUGUUAAUAAGUUGUCAGGAGCCCAGGAACCUGCCAUUGAAGGUGAAGAAUCUGACGUGUCUUCAUAUUCAGAACCUGCGGAUGUUCAGCAACAGCUCAAUCAUUACCAGUCAGCAGCCUUGGCUAAGAGUAAUAACAGUUCUAGCCCUACCUCAUUGCCAUCCUCUGUGGUUAUACCUGAGCAAAAAGUGGAGGGUGCGCUCAGCUGUGAGUUCUGUGAAUUUACAUCUGGCUACAUCCAGAGCAUCAGACGACACUACCGAGAUAAGCAUGGAGGGAAGAAACUGUAUAAGUGCAAGGACUGUUCUUUCUACACUUGUUUCAAAUCAACAUUCACUAUGCACGUAGAAGCUGGUCAUAGAAUUAAACAAGAAGAAGGCUCCAAAGACCUCCGCUGUCCUCUUUGCCUUUAUCACACCAAAUACAAGCGCAAUAUGAUUGACCACAUAAUUUUGCACAGAGAAGAGAGAAUAGUUCCCAUUGAAGUCUGCCGUUCAAAACUGUCAAAGCACUUACAGGGGAUUGUGUUUCGCUGUGACAAAUGUACCUUCACCUGCUCCAGCGAUGAGACUUUACAACAGCAUAUCGAAAAGCAUAAUGAACUGAAGCCGUACAAAUGUCAGCUGUGUUACUAUGAGACCAAGGAAAAAGAUGAGUUAGAAGGUCACCUGUGUGAUGAACACAAGGUGUCCAGAAACUUUGAACUGGUGGGCUGUAUAAACUUAGACCAGCUAGAGCAGAUGAAAGUCAAGGCAGAAGCUUCAAGCAGUGGAGAUGAUGAAGAGAGUGAAGAAGAGGAGGAAAACUAUGAAAAGGAUGAAGAAAAGGAUGGGGGGCUGAAAGAGGAGAGUAGAGUUAGAGGCUCUGUGGCAUCUUCUGACAGUGAAAUUCCACUACAGGAGGAGAACAGAUACCCAUGCGAGUUCUGCGGCCGUGUGUUUUUGCACAGUUUGGAUUGGGAGCGACAUGUACUGCGACAUGGCAUGCCCUUGAAUAUCAAACCAGAGAACAAAGACGGCAGGCAGGUGACUGAAAAUACUGUAAUGAAUGGGCCGCAGUUGUCAGUACCACCAGCACCGGCAUCACCAUCACCACCUCCAGCUCCAGCUCCAGUUCUAGCUCCAGCUCCAGUUCCAGCUCCAGCUCCAGUUCCAGUUCCAGUUCCAGUUCUAGCUCCAGCUCCAGCAUUAGCAUCAGCACCAGCAUCACCAACGCCAUCAUUAACGCCACCAAUAAUGGAGAAUGAAGAGGUGGCUGCUGGUCUUGAGUUCGAUACUGUAAUUCAGGAAGAAAGCACCACCACUACCACCAGAGACAAUUCAGAUGAACCUCUGGAUAACUAGAUCAAGACCAAAAUAAACAGAAACAGCCAAGCAAACAAAAUCAGCAAAGUGUAGUUUUUUUAUUUUUUUUUAAAUUAACGUACUUGAACUGUGUCAAAAGCUGCUCAUGACAACAAGUGAAGCUAAUCUCCAAGAACUGGUACAUGGUAGAACAAUUGCUUUUUGUGUAAUAACUUUACUAAAUAAGAAGCUGAACUAAAGCCAUGCCACAUUUUUCUCUUUUGUGGAGAGAUGACUGCUUGGGAACCAGCCAAAUGACUCGGAACAUUGUGUGAAUUACAGUGACUUGGGUUGGGGGGAUGAGUGAAGAGGGUGUUUGGAAUUGACACCGUGGUACCAUUUGGCACAUUGCUGCUUCCUGAUAUGCUGAAGACUUAAAAAUCAGCUAGCACGACUUUUCUACUGUUAGGUCACCCCUGUUUCUAGUGGAACCAGUGAAAGUAUUCCAUUGUUUUCUUCAGUUCUUCCUGGGCAGUGUCCAGCAACUGGUCAGCCCAUGGGAGAAAAGUGGGACAGGGUAUGUAUAUUAUAUAUAAAUGUUUGUUAAACAAAGUGUUACCUUACUGCAGAUCUUCAACCUUUUUUAAAAAAAUCUCCUAAAAUACUGUGAUUGUUUUUAACUGUUCUUAUCUUAUUGAGGGGAAGUUAACUACUAGGAAACUAUAUGUGAGUUGUCAGACUUGCUCCAGAUAAGCUGUUUAUUAGUGUUUAACUAUAAUUUAGACCAGUAGCAUCAGGAAACAAGACCUGUAUUCUCCAGGUGAUUGUGCUAUUUCUUUCAUUAAGAGGGCAGAAGGGGCCUUCUGUUAAGACCAAUGCAUUAUAUGCUAAUAACACAGCACCAAAAGUUUUUCAUUUAGACCAGCUACUAAAACAUUAAUUUUGAACUUUAUUUUGUCUAGAAACAAGCUGUUUUAAAUUACAUUGCUAUAUGAAUUUCAUUUGCAUUGUAUUUUGUUUUUGUUAAGUUAACUUAAAAAAAAACUUCAGGCACAUGUCAUAGGGGAUUGCUGUGUUGUAGAGUAAUCAACUAGCUGUUCCCUUUGGCUAUUACAUUGCUUUUCAGAAGUACUUCUCAUCAGCUACACAGAUAAUGCAUUUUUGUUGUACUUCCAUUAGGUUUGAGGUGGUCGACUUCAGAUCAAAGCUAGGGUACAUAACCGCAGCUAGCUGGUCUGGUGGCAGAGAGCACAUUACUGUGGAACUGAUAUGAGUACCCACCUGGAAGGCACGCUUCUUACUUUUGAACUGAUUUUUGUUUCAUGUUGAAAACAGAAAUGGUCUGAGAAAUGUCCAUUAGUACUUAUGGAUAUUUUUUGUCUAAAAUGCUCAUUGUGUAUUUAGCUUCACCUUCAGGUACCUUAAAUGGCCUACCAUUGGGAUGGGGUAAUUUGUAAUGUCUACCAAAAAAGGUUUUGACAUGCUUUUAUCACUACUUUAUUUUUCCAAUAAUCUGUAAAUAUUGUAAUCCAUUGGAUUUUGUUUUGCUAACCCUGUUAAUAAAAUUACAGGACCCACAAUCCUUUUAA